Molecule: messenger RNA, 1497 nt
Organism: Ramularia collo-cygni
Lineage: Eukaryota; Fungi; Ascomycota; Dothideomycetes; Mycosphaerellales; Mycosphaerellaceae
Exons: 1
Coding region: 1-1497 (498 amino acids)
Source: RefSeq, a predicted model, not a curated record
AUGUCUCCUGACUGCGACUGUGAGCGGUGUGUCGCUCGGCGGUCAGUGGGCAAGACUCCUCUGCACCUCAAGACUUAUGACGACUCGACUGGACCUGCGACUCCUCCACCCGACCCGCCACCCAGGUUCUCGUACUACGAUGAGGAUGGUAUCUGCAAGUCCGAUCGCAGCAAAGUACCGGAUUGCUGCUGUACACGCUGCAAGACUCGCGCCGCCUCCCGCAAGCCUCCCAUCCACCUCAAAGCGUUCGAUGACACCGUCAAUCUGCCCUGGCACUGCGUUUGUAACUCUGAUUGUAAGGCUAAAACUUGCUCUGAGAAAUGUGCAUGUACGAAGUGUGGGUUCGGUCGCAGUCGCUGUCACUGGAUCUGCAGCUGGAACCCUUUCACCGAGGAUGAUGUGCCCCGGACUCUUCGUUCUCGCCACUCCAUUCUCUAUCAGUUUGAGAGCGCUUACAACAACUACCCAAAGUUAGUGGCAUCCUAUGGACGAUUGGAUUACGACACAUGUAAGUCGGAGGACUUGAAAGCAUUUGUCCAGCAACGAGGCUUGGUCGAUCCCUUCCCACCGGGCUUGACACUGAAGAGCACGUACAUUCGCAUUUUGGAUGCUGCAGACCGCGCUUACAGGUUCCGGUUCCUCGAUCUGCCUCCAGAGAUGAGAAAUCUGGUUUAUGACGAACUCCUCCUUCUGCGGCCUUACGGAGAAUUCAACGGUUGUCAUACCUCAAUCCUUUCGACCUGCCGUGAGAUUUACGAUGAUGCCUCGGCGAUCAUAUUUGCCAUCAACGAUCUGAAAUGCGAGUUCUCCUUGGACCACACUACUUACGAUGGUGAAGGAGUCUUCGAGGUCGUGCUCAACAAGUCUCCCGGGGACUACGCCAGAUUUUGUAUACUAGAAGCAGACGACUUCUUUCUUCGUGCAACUUCACUCAGGAUCCAAAUCACCGCACAGAGACACGACACAGACGACAACUUCUACUACAUGCCCAUCUCAAACGGUCUGCUGGCUUUCGCGUCUUCAUUCAUGGAGGGUAAUGCACUAAUCGAGUUGAGGAUUGACUUCUCCCUGGGCUCAACCGAGACCGUCACGAGCAUUGAAGCCCAUCGCAUCUUAUGGCCCCUUCGACGACUCCGCGGGAUCAAAAAGGUGGAAGUAAGUGGUGAUCUCUCAACAGAAUUGGCGAAAUCGAUCCAAAACGACAUGCAAAGCGACACAUCUGUGACCAAUACUCUCUUCUGGCAGCGGGAUGUGAAGCGGCAGGCCAACCGGUAUCUCGGAUUCGACCCCCGUUAUGGUCARGAGGAUUCCAAACAUGAUUUCGUUGGUCUCCGGCAUCAAGUGUACACUAUUUCAAAGGAGCUCCCAGAGAUUGAUACUAGGUCCAGUCCUGUCGUGGGCCCGUUUUUCGAAAACGAGACCCAAGAGGUAGAAGCACAGAAACAGAUCAGGGCUCUGGAGGCUUUGUUGGCGCUCAUACCCAAGGAUAAGUAUUGA